This is a messenger RNA of Diabrotica virgifera virgifera (western corn rootworm), 779 nucleotides long. RefSeq lists its product as uncharacterized. The transcript is spliced from 3 exons. The coding region runs from base 1 to 483 and encodes 160 amino acids. The record is from RefSeq and is a predicted model, not a curated record. NCBI's taxonomy places the organism in Eukaryota, Metazoa, Arthropoda, Insecta, Coleoptera, Chrysomelidae.
AUGGAUGCCAAGCCCAAGAAACUAUCCAACACCUUACAGGGGGCUGCCAGGCCUUUGCAGCAACUGAAUACAAGGAACGGCCUGAUGCAGUGGGAAAGAUCCUUCAUCAAGGGACUACCGCAAGAUAUCUACCAGACUGCUAAAGUAGCCAAGAUUCUUUUACUUAUGGAAAAAGGCAAGGGAAAUCGGUACCGAGGAAAAAAAUUAAGUGAAAUCAAUAUAGAUGAUAACGAAUACUAUAGCUCUGAAUACGAAGGCGAUGAAGAACUGAUUAUGCAGAAGGUGCUAAAGCGGGUUACAAGGGGAAAAAAACCUGAAGACGAAUUAGAUACUGGAGAUUCUGACAGAUAUGUGCAUCAGUCAACGGAACGUGAUCAACAUAAUGAAAACACAUUAUCAAGAAAUUAUUUUAAAAAGGCGACUAGUCCGUUUCACGAAUCUAACGAAGAAAAUAGUGAAGAACCACCAACAAAAAAAAACUAAAGAAUCAUCCACGAAAUCCAUCCAGAGAUUCAGAGCCAAAUGGUCAGAUAAUGAAAAACAAGUUUUACUUCCGUACUUUGAAAAACAUAUUGAAAAAAAAAUUACCCCUCGGAAACAUGAAUGUGACGAACUACUGAAACUACAUCCACACGUGUUCGAAAAUAAGGACUGGGUCCGAAUAAAAACAUAUGUGUAUAAUACAUUCCGUGAAAGGAAGUGAUUGCUUAUUUUUAUUUUUACUGAACCACAUACUCGUAAUAGAUUAUUUUUAGUUCCAAUAAAUUACUUUUAAAUAA